AUGACUUUCAGGUCAGGGAAAUGCUUUCCCAGAAGUCUCCACUUCACACCUCACCUGCUGGUGAUUACCCAGUUCCUACGGCCCAUAUCCAAGAAAGUCAUGCUCCUCUGUGUGUCCAUCCCCCUCAACUUUGCUUCAGGCAAGCGCUGCGAUGACUGGGGCCUGGACACCACGAAGCAGACCCAGGUGUACGAGGGGGAGCCGGCCUACAUCCAGUGCCCACUCUUUGAACACUACUUAAAGUUUAACUACAGCACUGCCCACUCAGCUGGCCUAACGCUCAUCUGGUAUUGGACUGGGCAAGACCAGGACCUGGAGGAGCCUAUCAACUUCCGUCUCCCUGACAACCGGAUCAGCAAGGAGAAAGAGCUCAUUUGGUUCCGGCCCACCCUGCUCAACGACACGGGCAACUACACCUGCAUGCUAAGAAACACAACGUACUGCAGUAAAGUAGCUUUUCCAUUGGAAGUCAUUCAGAAGGACAGCUGUUUCAAAUCAGCAAUGAAGGUGCCCACAGAAUAUAUAUAUCUGCAGCAUACUCUGCAGAUUGUGAAGUGUCCAAACAUAGUGGGAUUUUUUCCUCCCAGUGUUAAGCCAAAUAUCAACUGGUACAUGAAAUGUGAGAAAGUGAACAGCUUUAACCAAGUUGAAGUGAAUGGCACUGAGCUCAUCUUCACCUACGCCCUCACUUCCAACUCAGGAUUAUACACAUGCGUUGUGACUUAUCCAGAGAAUGGUCGCAUGUUUAACCUCACUCGAACUGUGGAUGUAAAGGUGGUAGCCUCUCCACACUAUGCAACACCCCCCCACAUUUUUUAUCCCAAUGAUGACAUCAUUUAUGAAAAGGAACCAGGUGAGGAGCUUGAACUUCCCUGUAAAGUGCGCUUUCCCUUCUUGAAAGACUCAAAGAGUGAGAUUUGGUGGACCAUUGAUGGAAGAAAGCCUGAUGAUACCAUGAAUGUAACAGUAAACCAAAGUGAGAAUGUCUCAGUUAUCGGAGAUAAAACAAUAACCAGGGUACUGAGCAUCAAAAAAGUGACCUCUGAUGACCUGAAGCGCAACUACACUUGUCAUGCAAGAAAUGCCAAAGGAGAAUCUGUAAGGCGAGCCACCGUCAAACAGCUAGUUGUACCUCCAAGAUACACCGUGGAACUGGCCUGUGGAUUUGGCGUGACAAUUGUGCUUAUCAUCAUUCUGAUUGUGGUGUACCACGUCUACUGGCUAGAGAUGGUCUUGUUCUACCGGGCUCACUUUGGGACAGAUGAAGCCAUUUUGGAUGGCAAGGAGUAUGAUAUUUAUGUUUCGUAUGCACGGAAUGCUGAGGAAGAGGAAUUCGUCCUUCUGACUCUCCGCGGAGUCCUGGAGAAUGAAUUUGGAUACAAGCUAUGCAUCUUUGACAGAGAUAGCCUGCCUGGGGGAAGUAGGUAUUCCCAUGAGCAAUGGCUGGAGAAGCCAGUUUUCUCAUCCCCAGCUUCAGAAUUGGGAUUAGUAUUGUUUCCUGCUUCUACAUAGGCCCUUCUAAUCAUCCCAUCCUAUCCACCAAACACUCUUGAUGUGCCUACCUCCUAGGUCCCAGUCACUCUCCUGAGCGGCAGCGCUCCAGACAAAAACAGGAUAGCCCCGCCUUCAAGAAGCUUACAUUUCUUCUGGGGUGAAACAACACAGCCACGAUUUAUUUUAA
This is a messenger RNA of Vombatus ursinus (common wombat), 1681 nucleotides long. It is a transcript of the gene IL1RAP, whose product is annotated as interleukin 1 receptor accessory protein. The record is from RefSeq and is a predicted model, not a curated record. The transcript is spliced from 9 exons. The coding region runs from base 1 to 1512 and encodes 503 amino acids. Gene Ontology annotation, biological process: signal transduction. Gene Ontology annotation, molecular function: interleukin-1 receptor activity. Lineage: Eukaryota; Metazoa; Chordata; Mammalia; Diprotodontia; Vombatidae.